GUGCUUCAACUUAUAUAAGAAGUUGAACACCCACAACUCUCUUUCAACUUUCCAGCCCUUCCCCUUCAGGUGAUUCUAGUUAAAAGAUGGAGGAUCACUGCAGUCCUUUAAGCUUGGCCUAUUUCUACCAAGAUGAGGAGAUUGAAGAGCUGAGACAUUGUCUCUUGUACAUAACCGAGCUAGAGGCAACUACUUUUUCAGCCAAGGAAGAGAUCACAAGAAGAGAAUUAGAGAUACUCCAUAUCAAUGAUCUUUUAAACAGGACUAUCGAAGAAAGAAAUGAAGCACAAGAAGAAUGCCAAAAGCUUAUGCUUGAAAAACUUGCUCUCCAACAACAACUAGGGCUAAAGAAUCAGCAGGAGCCUCAUAAUCUGCAGAAUCAGCAGUUGCAGCAGCAGCUACUGCUGCAAGAAGAAAUGCAAACUCUCAAUCAAGAAGCCCCUCCUCCACUCUCUGGAUCUUCUAGCAGUGAAGAUGAUGAAUCCAACAAUCACAUACCCUCACAGUUUAGUGACUCAAUUCUUCAGCAGCCAAAAUUGAUACUAAAGUUAGCAGCUGAUAGGCCAUUGCCUAAGAAAGGGAAGCUUCUGCAGGCUGUGAAAGAAGCUGGCCCUCUUCUGCAGAACCUUCUACUGGCUGGACCUCUCCCUCAAUGGCAGCACCCACCUCCACAACUAGACUCCAUUGAUAUCCCACCUGUCAUCAUUUCUUCUCCGACGGCUCGACUAAUUCACUACGACUCUUUCAACAAUUUGAAUGCUUGUUUCAGCAAGAAGAGGAGUCUGGACCUCUCUGAAUCACUUCCUGAUUCUUCUUCUUCAUCUCCUAACAACAAGCAUCAGAAGCUUGCUCUCCAUUGAUCAGAACUUUUUAUUUAGUAUUUAGACAGUUCUUUAGUAUAAAUAGAUCAAUGACCAUCCUUUUCAUUCUGAUACAUAUUGAUAAGGUAAUCAGAAUGGCAAGGAUGGCAAUCUAUCAUGUACCAGUCUGAAAAUUUUACUCUAUUUUUCCCUUAGAAUGGAAAUUUCUAACUUUUCUAGCC
Molecule: messenger RNA, 1042 nt
Organism: Manihot esculenta (cassava)
Lineage: Eukaryota; Viridiplantae; Streptophyta; Magnoliopsida; Malpighiales; Euphorbiaceae
Exons: 2
Coding region: 87-860 (257 amino acids)
Source: RefSeq, a predicted model, not a curated record